CGUUACAGAUCGAAGAUGGCGGCUAUGUGCAGGGGUACUCUGAGACAGAGCGCUAACAGAGCGGCGUUUCGGGCAUUACGGGGCAGUAGCAGGAGUUUCUUGACUCUCUGUGGUGGUACUAUCCAACAAAAGACUGAAGAAAAUCAAGAUCAACUGGACUCUGCCAAUACUCUCAAGUGUGGUGCUGAAAAUGCAAUGCAACACAAGACUUCUCCUAGUCCAUGUGCUAGUCAAAAAAAGCUGCAACUUAAAAUGAACGAGUUAGUUAAAGAACAUCAGGCCCUGCAGGAGAAAUAUCUGAGAAUUGUAGCUCGUGUUGAAAAUGACAAUAGAAGAAUCAGAAAGUGUGUUGAAGAUGCCAGAUUAUAUGGUAUUCAUAGUUUUUGUAAAGAUGUUCUAACAGUGGCUGAUCUCCUGGAGAAGACGACUCAGAGCAUAACUGAGGAGGACCUUGCUAACUCUAGUCCACCUUUUAAGAACUUCUAUGAAGGUGUGCGCUUGAUUGAUGAGAAGCUGUGCAAAAUAUUUUCCAAGCAUGGAUUGGAGAAGAUGAAUUCCAUUGGCCUUGAAUAUAACUCAGCUGAACACGAAAUUGUGUCACGUGUUCCAUCUGUGGAUGCAUUACCUGGUACUGUGGUAAAAAUAGUAAAAGAAGGGUAUAAACUUCAUGGCAGGAUUCUAAGGACUGCACAAGUUGGUUUGGCCAUUGAGGCCCAGCCACAUUUUAAGGCACAGUAGAUUGUAUGAUCUUAGAAUUAAUUUAUGAAAAAUAUCCUUUUCAUUAUGAUGGUUAGCUAUAGCAUUAAUAGCAUUAAGUUGAUGCUAAGAUUUUACAAUGAAGGUGAGUGUGAUGCAGAAACAUGACAUCAAGUGCAUUUUCACAUGUCCAAUCAAAUCUGUUGACAUGCCUAUUGUACUGAAAGCUCAAGGCAAGAUAGAGAUCUAGUUUGUCUAACACUGCCAAAGAACUGAGUUGCCUCCAUCCAACUAAAUAAAAAGGAAAUUGUAAUGGCUGUGCCUCUGAUCCAAUCAGUAGUUGUGCCAUGAAAGUUUGUGGUCUGUGCUAAGAUUACAAAUUCUUUUCAGUUGUCACAACUUGCCACCGUGCUUUUUUUUUAAAUAUGUGAAGUGUCUUGAAUUCCCAUUCCUGGCUACUACUAUUAUCUCCUUGUGUGAAUUGAUGGGACAGGAUUGGAAUCAACAAACAAUUGGGUAAUUUGCAAUUACAAUAUAGCAAGACUUGCAGUAACUCUACAAUUAUACAUCCUACUGUAGUUUUCCAUCAGACUGAGUCUUAAUGAGGCUGGGGGAAAAGCAGAAAUCUGGAGAGCACUAAAAUCUUAAAAGGAUUAAACAAUCCUAUGUAACUGUCUUCCAGAACUCUGGUUAAGAUUGGGUUGUUGCUGUAUGGAUUUUUUUAUUUUACUUCUUGAAAUAUAUUUUUGAAUGAUUGACUGACUGAAUUCAAUUAUUUCAUUGUGCAAGGCUUCCUUUUUAUAUCUGUGACAUUUUGUCCUCUUGGUUUAACUGGCAACAGUUUAAUCAAGAAUUGGUGAAAGUAUCCCUGUACAUAGAAUCCUGUUACCUUUUUUUUAAUUUUGGAGUGUUAGACUGAGCUGACUAGUUUUGAUUACUUGUUUCUGAAAUUAUUUUGUACAAGUCUAUGCUGAAAUUGUGUUCAAUGAACAAAAUAGUAUGUUAUUUAUUACAGUAUAAAACUGUAAAUCUAUUUAUAACAUACCACGUGCAGAUUUUAUUUUUUGCAAUCUGUAGUGCAAGUAUGCUAGUGAAAAUUGUAAUAUAUUUGUUUCUGUAUUUUACUGUUGUGAACUAAAAAUGUAUGUCAUGCCCAAAGUCCUUUUUUAUGUUGUA
Molecule: messenger RNA, 1872 nt
Organism: Hemiscyllium ocellatum (epaulette shark)
Lineage: Eukaryota; Metazoa; Chordata; Chondrichthyes; Orectolobiformes; Hemiscylliidae
Product: grpE protein homolog 1, mitochondrial-like
Exons: 4
Coding region: 16-738 (240 amino acids)
Biological process (GO): protein import into mitochondrial matrix; protein folding
Cellular component (GO): PAM complex, Tim23 associated import motor
Molecular function (GO): adenyl-nucleotide exchange factor activity; protein homodimerization activity; protein-folding chaperone binding
Source: RefSeq, a predicted model, not a curated record